UUAGAUUUCCAGUCUCCAGCCAUGGCGGAUGAGUUCCGGACGAGCGGGAACUGGUGGGAUUCGUCGAGAUCGAAUCGGUUUGAGGCCGGGACGUCGCCGUCCUCUUCGGCGCUGAACAGCUUGGGAAGCUUUGGGUGGUCGUCAACAGAAAAUAUGGUGGACAUGAAGUCUAGGUCUUCCAUGGAUUCUGUGUCUGUCUCCGGUAGCUCUCCGAUGGUUUUCCACGACGGCCAGAAGCUCCAAGGCUCGGACUCCGCCCCCACCGCUGCCGACCCCAACUUGCACAUGAUGGGUUUAGGCCUUUCUAAUUCCCAAGCCAUAGAUUGGAAUCAAGCCUUAUUCCGCGGAGAGAAGGCGGCACAGGAGGGCAGUUUCCGGUCGAUACUACAAGAGAACAUGAGCUCAAACGCGAGUUUCCAACAAGAAGCGGGGCAAAUUCAAUGGAGGGAGAAGUUAUUUUCCGGAGAUCAUUCAUCCUCUAGUGAGUUCAAGCAAAUGAACCGGGGAUUUUCACUCGACCAAUCGCAGUUUAGUCCUCCUUACAGCUCCGGCGAGAGCACGGUGACGUGCCAGGGCUUGUCGAAUUCUAGUUAUCAUCAGGUGGAAUCGGCCGCUUUGUACGGAAGCCCUUCAGCCAUACUAAUGCAAGGCCUAUUUGGACCUGAUAAUUCUCAGCAACAACAGUCUUCUAGCUCUUUAAGUUUACCUAAUUACUCGGCGAAUUAUGGCUUGAACUCUAAUGAUCAGAUAAUGUCUUCUACCAAUUGGUCUAGUAAUAGUAGUAAUAAACUGCCUCAGUUUCUGAGAAGUACUACUUCGCCUCCGAAGCAGCAGCAGCCGCCGCCGCCGCUGCCGCCGCCUUAUAACAACAGUCAUUUGCACUUCUCGAACAACGCCCCGUUUUGGAACGCGCCCGAAUCCGCCAUGAAGGAUGUUCGGGCGACGUUUUUCCCGACAUUGCAGCCGCAGUUUCAGACCGCAACCUUCGACGAAAAACCAAAGAAUAUAUCCGAAGUUAGGGAUUCGGUUGCAGUAGUGGGGAAGAAAAGUGGAGGUGAAGCUGCAUCCAAUAAAAGGCCGCGAAAUGAUCAAACGCCAUCACCUUUGCCAGCUUUUAAGGUGAGGAAAGAGAAGAUGGGGGACAGAAUCACUGCACUCCAACAAUUGGUUUCACCUUUUGGAAAGACUGAUACUGCCUCAGUGCUCUCUGAAGCAAUUGAAUACAUCAAGUUUCUACAUGAACAAGUCACUGUUUUAAGCACCCCAUACAUGAAAAGUGGAGCUCCCAUACAGCAUCAGCAGAAUUCUGAAAAAUCUAAGGACCCCGAAGAUCCCAAACAAGACCUAAGAAGUCGAGGUUUGUGCUUGGUGCCGGUUUCAAGCACUUUUCCGGUCACUCAUGAGACGACAGUCGAUUUUUGGACACCCACAUUCGGCGGAACUUUCAGAUAGAAGAAGAGAUCAUGAAGAAAAACGGGCGAAUUAUAGAGGAAAAACAAAAAGAACCCUAUUCUGUUCAACUAGCUAGCUAGUAUAUGCACAUAUCUUAUCAAACCCUAGCCAAGUUGGGAACGAUAAGAUCAGACGGAAAAAUGAAAAAAAACAAAAAAACAAAAAACAAAAAACAAAAAAGAAGCAGAAAAACAGAUACGCCCACGUAUUGGUACCGGUAGUCUGGGGAUCCAUGGGAAAGGAUAUAAUAAAAUUUAGUGAUAGAGAAAGAAAAGGAAAUGACACUCCAAAGGGACAUGCCAUUGUUGGGACAGCUACAGGCAAAAUGAUGCAGUUUUGGCCAAGAUUGGGACCAUUAGGGAGAGCAUAUUAAUUGUUGUAUUAAUAAUUGAAGAAUUAUGAUUAGAGAGUUGGGUUAGGAAUGAGAACAGAUUCUGAGCUUAGGGAAAGUUUUCUUUCUUUUUUUCUUUCUUUUUCCUUUUCUUUUUGUUUUUGAUUUAUAAUUUAUUAGUUUAGAGAAAGAAUUGUUGUUAGAAGCUGAGUUAAGUAGAAGAUAAAGGAGCUUUUAUUCCUCUGUUGCUAUAUUGUGAAUAGAGCUGGCACUACCUUUAGUUUAAGAGAAAAAGGAAGAAGGAAAAAAAAAAAAGAAAGAAAAAGAAAAGAGAAAAAAAUUGGAAGGGAAUAAUGAAUUUUAGAAUAGAGAGGUUGAGUAAG
Morus notabilis is the source of this 2166-nucleotide messenger RNA. RefSeq names its product transcription factor bHLH123. The coding region runs from base 22 to 1452 and encodes 476 amino acids. The record is from RefSeq and is a predicted model, not a curated record. The transcript has 7 exons. Gene Ontology annotation, molecular function: protein dimerization activity; RNA polymerase II cis-regulatory region sequence-specific DNA binding; DNA-binding transcription factor activity, RNA polymerase II-specific. NCBI's taxonomy places the organism in Eukaryota, Viridiplantae, Streptophyta, Magnoliopsida, Rosales, Moraceae. Gene Ontology annotation, biological process: regulation of transcription by RNA polymerase II. Gene Ontology annotation, cellular component: nucleus.